AUGGAGCUGGACAGGCCGGAUGCCUUGCACAGGUGCAGAGAGACCAAGAAAGGACGGCAUUCUGCAACCUGCAGGCUUCGUGCGGAAGUUCGAUCGUGCCAGCAGCAGAUACACACGGAACGGAAUGUGUCCAACGAUCUGCGUGAGCAGCUGCAAACACAGCAGGCAGGAGAUGCAGAACUCUUGCUUUUGCGAGAACAGCUGGCCGCAGAGCGGGAGCGUAGGGAAGCUCUGGAAAACUCCAAGGUGCACCUUGUAACGUCUCUUGCCGAAAACGACACUCCUCUGCUGAUCAGCCGGCAAGUGUCAGAUGCGUCCGACGUCCACCAGACGGCACCGGAAGUUCCGACUGCCGAAGCCAACCAGCCAUGCACAGUCCAGCAAGGCACACCAGAGCCAGAGCUGCCAGAGCAGCCAGAGGCCAGCGGCCUGGGCCCCACGAAGCUGGAGGCGACUGAGCCUCCUUCGGGUAGAUCAGGUAUGGACGAGCAAACUGCAGAGCAAGAUGGAAGGCCGACUCAACUGGAAUCAAGCGCACACGAGGAACCGCCAGCAGCACUGCCAGGUGUAGAGGGUGCAGCUGGUUCGCAGGGAGAAGACGAGCUUCGGCACAUCGAGCAGUCAGCAGAUGAGCCGCAUCCACCACAGCCACAGCAGGAGGAUUGGCCCUCAAGAGACCAGGAGCAAAAGAGGAGCUCCCAAGCCACAGCAAGCAGAAAGACUGUCCCGGACAAGGCAGAGGAUACGAUGGAUCUGAGCAACUCCCAGUUUGCUUCGCUCUUCGUCGUUAGCUCGCUGACAGGGGUGCUUUGUUCUCCAGGCAGCUUGUUGAUUUCUCGCGUGGGGCGCACGAGCAGUGCCAUAGCAGCGAGCUUUCUGGCUGCGAUAGGUUCCAGCGUCACCACCAUGGGAUACCUGUGGAAAAGCUUGGUGCUGAUGCUCUUCGGAAGGCUCCUGUUCUGGUUCGGCCUGAAUGUUCUGCUCAUGGUGCAGACCAUUUUGACAUACGAUCUCUUCAAAGGAAGAAGCUUGAAUUGUGCCAUGACCACCAUCGUGCUCUCAAUCCGUUUGGGAGGCAGCAUGUCCUAUCCGAUGUCUGGCCCACUUCUCCACAGCCUUGGUGUGUUAGAUUCGUUGUGGUUCUCCGUGAUGCUGGUUGUGGCUGCAUUCCUUUCGACUCUGUUGUUUGGUUAUUUGUUUCAGUGGACGGCCACUGCUCGGGCUGUUCGUCCAAUGCUGGAGCGGCGACAGCCACCAUCUCGCAUAGAGCUGGCUUUGCUUCGAAAGGUCCCCAAGCUAGUCUUGGUAUUCUUGUCAGGUAUUGCAGCUAUUUGGGGUGUCGUCUUUCCCUUUGAAGUGAUUGGCGACGACAUGCUCCAAAAGGAAUUCGGAUACUCGGCCGACAACGCCGGCUUCAUCAUUGCCUUGGCUCCUAUGAUUUCAAUCUGCAGCCCUGCUUUCGCACCUUUUCUCGGAUCCAGUUUGUCACACAAGCUGGUGGCUUUUGGAACCGGCAUGCUGCUCCUUGUGAUUGCAUUCUUGGUGAUCGCUGUGCUGAGAUGGGUCGUUCUUGGCAUUCUGCUUGUGGGACUUGGAUAUGCAGUAUCUGUAUGUGCUUCAUACAGUACUCUCCCUCUGAUCAUUGCUGCCGUCGCCCCUGCUGAUCUUCAGAAGAAGAUGGAAAGCUUGGCAGUGGGCAUGAAUCAAGCGGGUUCUGGGACGAGCAUGAUUGUCUCGAACCUCACGAUAGGCAUUAUCAAGGACCUAGCUUCUUACAGAUGGGCCUGUGUCUAUCUCGCAGCGGUGGCCUGUUGUGGACUUGCAAGCGUUUGCUUUGUGUUCAAAACCUGUCCACGAGAACUUUGCGAUCCCUCCGUGGAGACUCCAAUGGAGGAUGUAUCGACAGUGGCUGCGAUGGAUGCUCCGGCAAGCCUGCAGGCGAGCCAAUCGGGGAGUGCUCUCGAAAUUCAGGAUGAGUACUACCGGACAGAUGCGUGA
Symbiodinium sp. CCMP2456 is the source of this 1998-nucleotide messenger RNA. Lineage: Eukaryota; Dinophyceae; Suessiales; Symbiodiniaceae. The record is from the annotation of a GenBank genome assembly.